GAAACCCUAGUCCGCAGCGAGAGGAGCGGCUAAACCUAAGCGAAGCAGCCGUCCCUCCACCAAGAGCGCCACAGCCAACGCCGCCGACAUGGGCCGCGUCCGGACGAAGACGGUGAAGAAGUCGUCGCGCCAGGUCAUCGAGCGGUACUACUCGCGGAUGACCCUGGAUUUCCACACCAACAAGAAGAUGCUGGAGGAGGUGGCCAUCAUCCCCUCGAAGCGCCUCCGCAAUAAGAUCGCCGGAUUCUCUACCCACCUCAUGCGCCGCAUCCAGCGCGGCCCUGUCCGCGGCAUCUCCCUUAAGCUCCAGGAGGAGGAGCGCGAGCGCCGCAUGGACUUCGUCCCCGACGAGUCCGCCAUCAAGGUCGACCACAUCGAGGUCGACAAGGAUACGGUCGACAUGCUCGCGUCCCUUGGUAUGACCGAUAUCCCCGGCGUCGAGCAGCAAGCCGAUGCGCCCGCCGCCCCUACUUACCCGUACCAGUCGCGCCCCGGCGGCGGUUAUGGCGCUGGCCGCAGGAACUGAGACGGGAUCUUGGCACAGCGGGCUCGAUCUUUUCCGAAAACAAGUUCCCUUUUAAGGAUUAUAUCGCUUAAAGUUUAGAUUUUUGUGUGGAUUGUGGUUACUAUAGCCAUGCGGACAUCCUCUUUUGAUAUCUGUAUUUGAUUGCUUAAAAUGGUUUGUCUACAAUCAAGUAGCUUAUCUUGCAUUGUGCUUGA
Messenger RNA from Musa acuminata AAA Group (dessert banana), 720 nucleotides. Its product is annotated as small ribosomal subunit protein eS17. The transcript has a single exon. Gene Ontology annotation, cellular component: ribosome. The coding region runs from base 89 to 526 and encodes 145 amino acids. NCBI's taxonomy places the organism in Eukaryota, Viridiplantae, Streptophyta, Magnoliopsida, Zingiberales, Musaceae. Gene Ontology annotation, molecular function: structural constituent of ribosome. The record is from RefSeq and is a predicted model, not a curated record. Gene Ontology annotation, biological process: translation.